This is a messenger RNA of Phascolarctos cinereus (koala), 2040 nucleotides long. RefSeq lists its product as uncharacterized. Gene Ontology annotation, biological process: regulation of transcription by RNA polymerase II. Gene Ontology annotation, molecular function: RNA polymerase II transcription regulatory region sequence-specific DNA binding; DNA-binding transcription factor activity, RNA polymerase II-specific. The record is from RefSeq and is a predicted model, not a curated record. NCBI's taxonomy places the organism in Eukaryota, Metazoa, Chordata, Mammalia, Diprotodontia, Phascolarctidae. Gene Ontology annotation, cellular component: nucleus.
GUUCUGUGUGCUUGCGGCUCGCCUUGGAGGGCCGAGGGGAGGCCAACGGGGGCUGACUGAUUACAGCUUGUUAGCUGCCGCAGGCGAUCCGGCAGUGAGGCUGGUGCAUCCGACUGCUGUGGGCGAGAGGACCUUGAGGCGGGGAUAGGAAAGUAGCCUGCUGCAGGGAAGUGGAGUGGACUAGGUGCCUGCGCCUGGACCUCCUGCUGAGGUUGCGUUCAGGUCAUCAUUUCCGUCUUGGGGCUUGCAUGCGUUUCGUGUUUUAAGAGGAAUCCCGGCUACUGGAAUCGGAAUAGACCGGCCAGCACCUAUCAGUAGCCUACGACUGCUGUUCCCUCCUGCAUCCCUUUGACCCAAAAGUACUGAAGCAGCUUUUUUUUUUUUAGUUUAUUCAGUGCCGUAGAAACACUUGGGUUUUAAUCUUGGCUUUGUUAUUGCUUAACCAUGUUGACGCUUGGACACAACUUUAUCUUUAACGGGGCAGUAUGAUUUUCACUAUUGAUUUCAUAGCAUCAUUGUGAGGAUCAAAUGACGGUAUGUGUAGAAAGAGCUUAGCAGCCAUAAAAUUGUUUAUAUAUGUAAAUUAUUGUUGUUAUAUGUAUUUUUCUUAAAUUCCUGGCCAUCCUGGUUGUUUUCACUAAGUCUUAUUGGUGAUUUAUAAGCAAAUCAAUGACUCAGAUCAUUUGAUUAUGUAACAUAAGAGUCUGAAAAAUAUCUUGCCUGACCCUAAAUUUUCAAAAUGAGUAUGCUCAUCUUCUUGUGGAAUUAAAUGGAUUGAUUUUCCUGGUAACAGGAAAGUUGAGGUAUGUUCAGUGCUCCCAGUGCCCUUUCUUAUUUUUGAAAGUGAUUUCUUUUGGCUCAGCAGUGUCUAGAAACAAGAGGAGACCAAGUACAAAUUUCUCCAAACUAGAUCUCAAUUGGAAGAUGAGUAGAUUUGGGGGGAAAACUGUAACUGUACAGUCAGGAGAAGCUAUAUCCCUUGGCCCCCAGGUUCCCCAUACGGAGGAUGAGCUUGUCAUAGUGAACUUGGAGAAAAAGGGUUGUAGAAGGGAACAGAACACAAGCAUUCAAGGGAGCAGCCCUCCAAAGCAGAACAUCUUCCAAAACUUGGGGCAGUUUCGUUACUGUGAAGUUUCUGGUCCACGAGAGGCUCUGACUCGCCUACAGAAUCUCUGUUGGGAAUGGCUGAGACCAGACAUCCACACAAAGGCACAAAUCCUGGAGCUGGUGGUGUUGGAGCAAUUCUUGACCAUUCUCCCUGAGACACUCCAAACCUGGGUUCAGAAGCAUUGUCCAGAAAGCCCACAGGAGGUGGUGACCCUAUUGGAGGAUUUGGAAAGAGAGCCAGAUGAAUCAGAUCAGGUCCCCACCAAUGCACCAAAAAGACCAGUGUCUUCAAAAGAGACAGCAGCCCAGGGAACAAUGCAGAAAUUUGAUGUACAUCUCCAUGCCAUGGAAACCCAGUUUAAGACUAUGCCCAGCCCCCUACAGCAAAAUGCCACUUGUAUUUCUGCCCUUCCUCAAGAGAAGCAGCACCCUGUAGUCCUAGCAGUAACACUUUUGACCACUGAGCCCCAGGAGUUGUUGACGUUUGAAGAUGUGGCCCUGUCUUUGACUCUGGAGGAAUGGGUACAAUUGGACCUGCAUCAGAAAGACCUCUACAGGAAUGUCAUGCUGGAGAAUUAUGAGAAUGUUGUCUCAUUGGGAUUAUCAUUUUCCAAACCUGCUGUGAUUUCCCAGUUGGAACGAGAGAAAGAGCUAUGGCUUUUGGAUAUUCAGGGAGCUGAGAACAGAGAGGUCUGGAAAAGUAGCAGCCCAGGUGGUGAGACUAGGACAGCAACCUACAAGCCAGCCUCCAACUGGGAAAGUUCUGAAGAAUUUCAUUCAGAGAGAUUGAGAAAACUACAGAAGGAAGGUCCCCAGUUACAUACCAUUUGGAGAAGUCUUUGACCAUCAAGGCAAGUUAAAAAGUGUACAGGGAAGACACCCAGGGGAGAAACUAAAGGGAGAAAAGGAAACUCUGAGAGAAGUGACUAUGAU